Messenger RNA from Musca domestica (house fly), 1407 nucleotides. RefSeq names its product luciferin sulfotransferase-like. The record is from RefSeq and is a predicted model, not a curated record. Lineage: Eukaryota; Metazoa; Arthropoda; Insecta; Diptera; Muscidae. Bases 288 to 1280 code for a protein of 330 amino acids. Gene Ontology annotation, biological process: sulfation. Gene Ontology annotation, cellular component: cytoplasm. The transcript has 3 exons. Gene Ontology annotation, molecular function: sulfotransferase activity.
CAAAAUUAUUUGUUGGUUUUGAGUGAAGUAUUUAUGACAGGACCAAACCGGUGGCCAAUCCAACAUUCCAGUUUUUUCUGUUGCUAAUGCUUUCAACAACUGGAAAUUCAAACUUUCACUGAACGAUAUGAAAGCGUGUGGUCAUACUGAAGUUACCCAGCAAUAGCCAAGGCGGACGAUGUAGUUUUCCGCACAUCGUUCACAUAAACGGUUGUUUGCUGUAAAGCUGCUCUCAGAUAAACAUUGAAGGAGAAAUAAACUACAACUACGUACAAAAUCUAUAAAAUAUGUCGUUGAUUUUCAAAGAAUUGGAAACAGAAAUUGCGAAGCGUGUAGAUGCAUUCUAUGUCGAUAAAAAUUGUUUUAUUGAGGUGUUACCGGGGAAUGUUAUAGUGCCAAGAAAGUUUAAAGAUAUCGGAGAAUCAAUAAGACACUUGAAGACGUAUCCCGAUGACGUUUGGCUAGUGUCAUAUCCUAGGACUGGAUCCACAUGGGCCCAAGAAAUGAUCUGGCUGUUGGGCAAUCGUUUGGACUUUGAAGGAGCCAAGCAAAUGCAACAGAUACGAUCCCCCAUAGUAGAGCUCUCUGCUCUAUUCAGUGUUGAUCAUCACGAAUGGGUUUCGAAUACUCUGGGAAGCACUGUUGAAACGGUACACAACUUGCCGCGACCCCGGUUUGCACGUUCACACUUGCCAUGGCAUUUAUUGCCACAAGAUUUGGAGGAAUCCAAUGCCAAGAUUGUAUAUACUUCCCGAAAUCCUAAAGAUCUUUGCGUCUCAUUUUAUCACUACUGUAAACUAAUGCACGGCUUACAGGGCUCUUUCGAGGAGUUUUUAGAAUUAUUUAUCGAUGAACUAACACCAAUUGGUUCUUAUUGGAAACAUGUGUUGCCCUUUUGGGAGCGAAGACUUAAUCCAAAUGUCCUAUUUCUAAAAUAUGAGGAUAUGAAGCGCGAUUUGCCAGCAACAAUUCGAAAAUGUGCUGCGUUCUUAAAUGUCGAUUAUGAACUAACAGAGGAAGAUAUGAAGAAAAUAUGUGAACAUCUUAAAUUUGAUAAAAUGCAAUCAAAUCCAGCAGUUAAUUUGGAUGCAAUUCUAAACAACUUCGAUUCGAAUGGCAAUCCAAGCACUGAAGAUAAAUCAAAUGAUCAAAUAAAAUUUAUUCGUAAGGGCCAAAUUGGCGAUUGGAAAAAUUACAUAUCAAACGAAAUGUCCGAAAAUUUUGAUGAAUGGAUAGUAAAAAAUUCCAGUGGCACGGGACUGUUAUUUGAAUAUGAAUAAUCCGGAUAUAGAAACUUGUUACUCCCGGCAUUUAAUAAUGGUAUUACAUAAAAUAUGUAACCAUGUGCCGCGGUAUUUAUUAGUUACAUAAUAUACAUGUAUGUUCAAUAAAAAAGAAUUGUUUAAC